Molecule: messenger RNA, 1698 nt
Organism: Danio aesculapii
Lineage: Eukaryota; Metazoa; Chordata; Actinopteri; Cypriniformes; Danionidae
Gene: serpina10a
Product: serpin peptidase inhibitor, clade A (alpha-1 antiproteinase, antitrypsin), member 10a
Exons: 5
Coding region: 231-1400 (389 amino acids)
Biological process (GO): blood coagulation; negative regulation of endopeptidase activity
Molecular function (GO): serine-type endopeptidase inhibitor activity
Source: RefSeq, a predicted model, not a curated record
AUGUUGCGUAAUCUGCGUACAUUCGUGUUGUUAUUGAUGGCGACAUGACGUGAACCGUUAGACGGUGUUGUUACUGUGUUUGUAGUGAAUUGUUUUAAAACAGACAACAUAUUUGUACUCCUUUAACUUGGAUAUUGGCACUGACUUCGAAUCAGAUAUUUGUACCCUAAGUAAGCUGCCCUCCACAACGUUUUGGCGUUCUUUUAGAGUGAUUGCAGAGCAUCGUGAAGAUGGGCUUCUUCACCCUCUUGAUCAAAGCAUCACUUUUUUCUGUGUCCGUUCUUGGGCAAACCACAGACGUUGAAGAGCUCGCCAUCAAGAAUGCAGACUUUGCUACACGGCUUUACAGCAAGAUUGCUAGCUCAAGUGAUGACAACGUGGCUGUUUCAACUCUCGGGGCUACCUUGGCGUUAGCCACAUUAGCAGCCGGGGCUGGCGGAGCUACUCAAUCCGAGCUGCUCCAGGGUAUAGGAGUGGACUCCAUGGUGAAAGAUGGAGAGCCGGAAAGGAUUCAGAUACUACUCCAGAGGCUGAGGGAAGAUGCUGCUCAAAUCCAGGCCACCGGACUCUUCAUCAAGCAGGACGUCAUGGCAGAUGACAGCUUCAGCAGCCAGGUUAAACAGUAUUAUAAUGCAGAUGUCCAGAAUGUGAAUUACGCCAAUGGACAGCAGGCCAAAGGAAGUAUUAAUGAUUAUGUCAGAGGCCGAACGGGAGAAAAGGUCAGGGAUGUGGUGGAGAAUGUAGAUCCACAAAGCAUGGCGAUGUUAAUAAGUGCAGCUUUCUUCACAGGUCAGUGGCUGCAACCAUUCAACGCAACCUUCACCCAAGAAGACAGAUUCUAUGUGAACAAGUAUAACAUUGUGCAAGUGCCCAUGAUGCUCCGUUCUGGAAAAUACUACCUGGCAUAUGACCCCAGAUUUAAGGUUGGCAUUCUGAAGCUGCCCUGCGAGAACGGCAUUGCCAUGCUUGUUCUUCUUCCGGAUGAAGAUGUGGACUACACCUACGUUGAUGAAUCCAUGACUGGUGAAGUGUUUCGUGGAUGGGUUGCGAAGCUGAAAAAGACGAAGCUGGAGAUUCAGUUGCCCAGAUUUUCACUGAAGCAGUCCAACUCACUCAGUGUGAGUCUGCCGAGUCUGGGUGUUAAAGAGAUCUUUGGAAACACUGCAGAUCUUACUGGUAUCAGCAGCAGUGAAGGCCUGAAGCUGUCAGAGGUGGUACAGAAGGUGGCUGUGGAUGUGGACGAGUCUGGAGGCUCACUGGCAGAAGCUUCCAGUAAUCUCUUCAUGAAUCCUCUUCCUCCCAGGCUCACUUUCAACCGACCCUUCAUUUUUGUUGUCUACCAUGAGGCCACAAAAUGCAUCCUCUACAUUGGACGUGUGGUCGACCCAACUAAGAACUAAUUAGAGAAACUACCAAUGGUGUAUUUACAGUUGUUCUCAAUCCAACAUCCAUUUGUUUUGUUUGAAUAACCAAAUAUUAAUAGUGUUUUAAAACAAUUAAUAUCAAGAUUAACCUUUUAACUGUUUCAAUAUUAAUUAAUUAACAUUAAGUAGCAGCAUAAGAUAGUCACAAUCCAAUGUUUGCUAGCAAAGUAAAUGUAUAGUGUACUUAAUGUGGAGUGUAACUUGUAUUUCUUGUGCGCUGUCAGUAUUUUAAGAGCCAGUUCAAAAGCAAAUCAUUAAAGCACGUCAUAUUCAA